UCCCGCAGAGAGAAGACUGUUCAAGAAGAAGCUUGGGGGAACAGCAAUAUCAGGGCCUGCACCAACAGCAGGAGUAGCAGCAGCAGCUGCAACAGCAUCAGCAGUAGGAGUAAUAACGGCAGUUGGAGCAGCAGGAAAUGAGGCGGUGGUUGAGUGUAGUGGUAGUGGUGCUGGCAGGGGCCCUACACCCCCUGAAAGCCAGGGACUUGGGCCACGAUGAGGCUCAUAUUGCCAGGGUCAUCAGACAAGUCGUCUUUACUGACUUCUUUUCAGGAGGAUCACAGCGACCCUCGAGGCCCGGGGUUCCCUCGAGUCCCGGGGGAUGCUUCUGUGUCCCUUUGGUGAGGUGUUCCUCAGUUGAACAGAUCCGCCAGGGGUGCUCGCUGCCCAACGGUGGCCCAGGAGUGUGCUGUCCGUUCCCGCCCUCGGCUGGGUCAGCGCCGGGGGUCAGCAAGGCGGUCUUCAGCAACCCCAGCUUCAACGUGCCCUUGAGGGACCUCCAUCCGGCUAAGGUCAACGAGGCGUGCCACAAGGGCCUCCAGGAGAUCAACAGCAUCAACCAGCUCGAGCAGGACCUCAUACGGAACAACAUGGUGCUGCCCUUGGACUCACCCGCCAGUGUUCACCUCAGGGUCUUCGAGAUCUCCAAGAGAGCCAAGAGGAUGGACGCAGCGGCUUCCGCCAUUCUUGCCGCCUCUUCCAACAUGCUUACUGACUUCAACCUAACCCCACAGCAAGGGGGCUUCGGUCUGAGGGGCCUGCAGGUGGGCGGCACCAGCCUCGCCCACACCUGCCCCCGGACCCCCACCUGUGACCCCAACAGCAAAUACCGUACAGCUGAUGGCUCCUGCAACAACCUCAAACACCCGACCUGGGGCCAGAGCAACACGCCAUGCCAGAGAAUUAUGGCUCCCACCUACGCUGAUGGUGUGUCAGCGCCACGCACCAGGUCAAGCGACGGAUCACCGCUGCCCAACGAGCGACUCAUCUCAAACGCUGUCAUUCUGGACCUGGACAACCCCGACCAGACCUUUACACUCUCAGUGAUGCAGUGGGCGCAGCUCAUAGACCAUGACGUGGCCCACGUUCCCUUCCCUUCCAUGGAGAACGGUGAUGGGAUUCAGUGCUGCGUCAACGGGCAGGAGGUGACGGGUCCUCUCCGUCACCCACGCUGCUGGCCCAUCGACACCAGAGGAGACCCCUUAAUGGGCUCUCAGGGAGGUGGAGGCUGCAUGAACUUCGUCAGGAGUAUGGUCGGUGUGGGCGCCGGCUCCGACUGCACCUUUGGCUACGCAGAACAGCUGAACCAGUUAACUCACUGGAUAGACGGAUCGACGGUGUACGGGUCGGACGUGGACCAGCAGCGGGCGCUGAGGGAGUUCAGGAACGGUCUGCUCAAGACCUCAGGAGACAACCUCCUCCCCAUCAACCCUAAUCAGGGAGGCAACUGCGAGGGUCGACAGCGAGGCGUCCUCUGCUACCUGGCAGGUGACUCGCGGGUGAACGAGCAGCCCAGCCUCACUGCCAUCCACAUCCUCUGGCUGAGGCAACACAAUCUGGUGGCCAGGAACCUCCAGAACCUCAACCCGCAGUGGUCGGACGAGGCCGUCUUCCAGGAGACCCGCAGGAUCAUCAUUGCUCAGAUCCAGCACAUCACCUUCAACGAGUGGCUUCCUAUCAUUGUCGGGGAGAGUUUCAUGAAUUCGUUUGGAAUCAGAUCCUUGCCCUCUGGCUACAGCUUCGACUACAAUCCUAACUUCAACCCAAGUAUGAACAACGAAUUCUCGACGGCUGCCUUCAGGUUCGGACACACCCUGGUGCAAGGGACAAUGAGGUUAUUUUCGGCGUCAGGCGGCGUCAGCUCGCAGAGGAUGCGAGACCACUUCAACUCGCCCCACCUGAUCCAGACUCAUGGCCUCCUGGACGACAUCGUCAGGAGCCUCACUCAGCUCCCCAUACAGAGCUUCGACCCCUUCGUCACACAUGAACUCUCCAAUCAUUUGUUCCAGACGCCGAAGUUUCCGUUCGGCAUGGACCUGAUGAGUCUGAACCUUCAUCGAGGGCGGGACCACGGCAUCGCCACCUACAACGACAUGAGACACGUCUGCGGCCUGCCUCGGGCCCGCACCUUCAACGACAUCAGGGACCAGAUCAGUCCUGAGGUCGUCCAGAGGCUCUCCACCAUGUACAAGACAGUCGAUGACAUCGACUUCUUCGUUGGGGGACUCAUGGAGCGGUCGGUCUCUGGUGGUCUAUUGGGCUGGACCUUCCUUUGUGUCGUGGGAGACCAGUUCGCACGACUGAAGAAGGGAGACCGAUUCUUCUACGAUAUCGGAGGACAGCCAGGCUCCUUCACUCUUCCCCAGCUUGAGGAGAUCCGCCGCACCUCCUGGGCCAGGAUCAUCUGCGACAACGCCAACAUCCCGGCCGUCCAGCCCUUAGCCUUCCGCCAGGCCAACACCAGACUGAACCAGCCGGUGUCGUGUCAAGGUCCCAACAUCCCAAAACCCAACUGGCUGUUGUGGCGUGGGGAGCGGCCAGCAGCCUAGCCUCCUACCCUCAGUAUGCCUAGCACAUCUCCUCACUACGCCUUGUUUCCUCCACCAGCACACUUCACCUGUCCUCAGCACGCCUCGCCUCCUCUCCUUAGCAUGUCUUGACCUCAACCGUGAGCACGUCUUCCAGGACCUGCUGAGGACCACGGGACGUGUCUCAAUGCGCACAGAAGAGUGAAUAUGACAUGUAGAUCUGAAUGAUGCAACAUUUCUUUUGAUAUCUACCAGUGUUGAUAUCUGUAAAUAAUAUAUACAAACUUAUGUUGGCUUCUAGUGUGUGUGUACUCACCUAAUUGUACUCACCUAAUUGUGCUUGCGGGGGUUGAGCUCUGGCUCUUUGAUCCCGCCUCUCAACCGUCAAUCAA
This is a messenger RNA of Procambarus clarkii (red swamp crayfish), 2920 nucleotides long. Its product is annotated as salivary peroxidase/catechol oxidase. Gene Ontology annotation, molecular function: peroxidase activity; heme binding. Gene Ontology annotation, biological process: response to oxidative stress. The record is from RefSeq and is a predicted model, not a curated record. NCBI's taxonomy places the organism in Eukaryota, Metazoa, Arthropoda, Malacostraca, Decapoda, Cambaridae.